GUCACACGCGAGAGUGAAGUAUUGUCGUGUGCCAGACAUUAUAUUUUCACAAGUUGUCGGGCUGUUGUUUCGGGCGCGAGAAGAAAAGUGAGUGUUCCGUCCGUUUUCGCACGCGGGCUCCCGCGUACAGAAAGAGAAAAAAGAAAAAAAACAAAAAACAAAAAAAAAAAAGAAAGCCAAUAUUAUCUCCCCCCUCAGCGCGUUUUGAGCGCGGGGGGACGUAACCGCGACGCGCGUGAUAGAGAUUCGUCUUGUUUUUAGAUGAUGGAUGAUGAUGGGCGAUGAUGAUUGAUUUUUUUUUGGUGCUGUUUGCCGUGCGACCGAAUAUCGUUUGCGCGCGCGAGCGCGGGGGGAACGUCGUUCUUCCUCCUGUGUGAUGUUGUUCCCCGCGCGGGACACACGUCUUGUCGCGCUUCCGCCGAGAGAAGUCGGCGAUACUAUAUGUCCAGACGAUCGCGCGCCGUCCAAAAAACCGAGAGAGAACACGUCCGAAUUUUUCCGGAGUUCCGGUGACCGCAACGGGUCACAUUAAGAAAAAAAAAAAAAGAAUCGAUACUAGAGUGAGAGAGAAGGAGUGAGAGAGGAAUCUCUGGUGCGCAGCAAAGCGGGAGCGAGAGAGCCGAUCAGGACGGAGCUUCUGCCAAGUGGUCUUUCGGCGCGUUUGUAGCGGUUGGCGUUAAGCGCAUCCUUUAUAUUAAGGUUGCAAAAAAAAUAUUCAAUAUCCGCGCCGUCGGUCCGCAACGCAACUAUCUCUGGAUUCUCGUCUCGUAUAUCUUCUGUCUGUGCCGCAGCGUUCUUCCCAAUCUUGUGUCGACCGCAAUUUAAUCACACACAAAAAUGUCAUCCCGGGAUUACGACAGAAGAAGAGGCGGGAGCGGUAGCGGGAGCAGUUCGAGCAGACUGCGAAUGGACACAAGCGUUUCGCAAUCGAGAUCGUCGCAGGGAGAGAGUUCCAGCAAGAGAAAAGAACUGGACAGCGUGAUGCGAAAAGCGCGCGAGUCGCAAUCGAGCUACUGGAACAAGAAGCUGUUGGAAGCCGAAGAGCGAGAUCCGAACAGAUGGCGUCACAGCGGUUACAAGGAGUUGUAUGUGAGCGGUACGAGCAGCGGCGAGCCGAGCAGCAGAAAUCAUCCGAGAAGUCCGAGAAGUCCGAGACCCCGUAGUCCUCACAGUCCGCGUCCGCGAUCACCGCGGGCGAGAAGUCCGCGAUCGCCCCGCGAUCGUUCGUCGCGCGAGCACAACAGAGGAGGCGGCCGACCGGCCGCGCGUAGUCCGAGCACCGGUAGCACGUGUUCCGACAGAUCGUGUUCCGUUUGUUCGCCGAAAGAACGACGACGCGUCGCUCCGUUAUCCCGUUCGCGUUCGAGAUCGAUCACGCCGGUUCGGGGAGCCAGAACGCAUCCCAAAGAAGUGACCGCGUCGAGUUCGCGAGCAUUGCCGCGCGCGAGACCGCGAUCGCCGCCGUUGCCGCGUCCGCGUACACCGCCGCCGGUUCCGCAGCCGCCCCCGCGUCAUCAGAAGGAUUACAAAACUCUCAAAGAAAAGGAAACGAAAAUUCGUCGCAAAGAGAAGCACAGCAGACUGCCGGAAGAUCCUCGAAUACCGGAUCCGAUCCCAUUGCAAAUCGUAAUUUUAAUUAUUAACGUGGCCGUCAAUAACGAAUCAAUGGAUUUCGACAGAUUUGGUAAGAUGGCACAGUGGAGCGUGGAUCGCAGAGACAUGGAAAAUAUGCGUAUCACUAAGGACGGCGAGAACGCGAUGAAGGUCGUUAUAGAGGGCGAGGAGAGAAUCGCGCGUCUGGGUUAUGAUUCGCCGCCUCCCGGUCAUUAUCCCGAAUCGCUUCUUGCGCAAGGACCGAGAGGUUUCGAGUGCUGGGACGACGUGCGCGUUCGGUACGAUUAUUACAAGGCGCGUGGGUAUCUUCGAGACCUGACGAUCGAUGAUUACAUCAAGUGGGAAGAAUGGUGGUACAAGUAUCAGGAGUGGCUUGAGGCCGAACGUUUCUAUGAGCAAUGGGCAUCGUCAAAUCGAUCGUCCGGGAGCAGUCGAAAAAGGCGAGGGCGACGCAACAAUUCUUCUCAUUAAAACCACUUUCUAUGUGAAUCUACGAUUUCUUUUUUUUUUCUUUUUUUUUUUUCUUUCUUUUUUUGACCCAUCAACAAGAUAUCACACAUGUGCGCGCACACGCGCACACGCACACACACACACAUACAAACACACAAACACAGAUAUAAUAUAUAUGUAGGUAUCUUAUAUAUGUGCUUAUAUAGAGUAUAUAUAUAUAUUAUACGUAUGUACAAUAAGUAUUCUAUAUUCAUUAUGUAAUAAAAAACGUGUGACUAUGCUAAACAAAAAGUUAAAAAAUAUAUUAAACUAUUUCGGAUA
This is a messenger RNA of Pseudomyrmex gracilis, 2385 nucleotides long. RefSeq names its product serine/arginine repetitive matrix protein 1. The transcript has 4 exons. Lineage: Eukaryota; Metazoa; Arthropoda; Insecta; Hymenoptera; Formicidae. Bases 838 to 2085 code for a protein of 415 amino acids. The record is from RefSeq and is a predicted model, not a curated record.